AGGAUGGAACAGUCUCGAUAAAAAAUGUCCAGUUCGAUGACCGUCUUGUUGGGGUGAAGGAACUCACGAUCAAGUGUGAAAGUCUGAUGUGUUACCAACGAAUUGAGGUACAGUAAGGGUCUUACCCUAUUUGCAAAUAAAUUUGCCUUGUAUCAAAUUCAUUAAUAAUUCAUGAGUAAAUUAGCCAACCAUAUUGCUUUAUUUUGCUCAAAUGGUAAUACUGCAUCAUAGAUAUCUUAUAUACACUAGAUAGUGCAUCUAAUUAUUCUGCAAUUCAAAAAUUGAAGCCGUGAUUGCAGUCUCAGGUCGUUGCCAUGAAAUUAGAAGAUUCGUAUGGUUUCUAUUUCUUAAACGGGGAACUUAAACAUUAAGUUAACCCUAUUCCAAAUUCGUUUUUAAAAUAUUCAAAUGAUGAAAGUUAUUGUUGUUUUUAAGCGUUUGUUAUAGAGUGGGAACGACCAACAUGGCCGCCAUCUAUUCAAAUGGGGGUAACCGCUGGAAUAUUCUUGGCUUCAAUUUUACUAAAAGAGAUGCGCUAUCUGGUGUAUAUAAGAUAUCUAUGUACUGCAUACUGUACUUGGUGAAUUAUAUUGAUCCAGUCCUAGGACUAGAUCAAAAUUAAAUCACCUCACUUUAACUUAAGUAGUGAUUUAUUCGUUUGAGAUGUCAUUUCGAAUCCUCCAAUACAGACUGGACUAGAUUUCAAGUCCUCGCAUUUUGGUCCAGUCCUCGCGGCUUCGCCCUCGCAUUGCGCGGUUUUGAAAUCUAGUCCAGUCCUCAUAGUGGGAUUUGAAAUAUUACUUAUAUGAUCUAUAGAGCUGUGCGGUUAACCGAAAAAUUCGGUUCUUCCGGUACUUUUUUUAGCAUCGAAAAACUAUACGCAAAAAACCGGUAGUUUCGGUUUUAAUUUCCCGUUUAACGCCAACCUGAUUGCAGGUUGAAAUGUUUGGAAAAUAACAAGAUUGUGCUCUUUGUGCACAAUAUGCACUGUACUAAGUGCUCAAAUAGUUGAUAUUUUAGUUGUGAUAGUUAUUUUUGUGAACUUGCUUUAAAUUUUUUUAAAAACUAAGAAAUAUUUCAUGUUCAUAAAUAAAUUCCAAUUGUUCUUUUAAAAUAUUCAGAGAUUUAUACAAACUUAUAAAGGCAUAAAUUCAUCUAUUUAGUAAAAAUGCUCUAAACAUACAUAAAUGAGUUCAUACAUUUGUACUGUUCUUCUUUUUUGAAAAUAACCGAAACCGAACCGAACCGAGUUUUUUUUGUUCCAAAAAAAACGAGGUUUUUUUGUUCCAAAAAAACCGAAACAGGAACCGAGAUAAAAUUUUUGGAACCGCACAGCUCUGAAUUGAUCUAACCAGGAACAGCUGCGAAAAAUGCAACUGUAGGUCCCUGUCAGGAAUCGAACCUGCGACCCUGCGAUUCCGGUGCAGCGCUCCAAAUAACUGAGCUACAGAGAGACAGUUGUCAAGCUCUAACCAACUGAGCUACAGAGAGACAGUUGUCGAGCUCUAACCAACUGAGCUACAGAGAGACAGUUGUCGAGCUCUAACUAACCAGGAACAGCUGCGAAAAAUGCAACUGUAGGUCCCUGUCAGGAAUCGAACCUGCGACCCUGCGAUUCCGGUGCAGCGCUCCAAAUAACUGAGCUACAGAGAGACAGUUGUCAAGCUCUAACAUAACUGAGCUACAGAGAGACAGUUGUCAAGCUCUAACCAACUGAGCUACAGAGAGACAGUUGUCAAGCUCUAACCAACUGAGCUACAGAGAGACAGUUGUCGAGCUCUAACCAACUGAACUACAGAGAGACAGUUGUCGAGCUCUAACCAACUGAACUACAGAGAGAAGUUGUCGAGCUCUAACCAACUGAACUACAGAGAGAUAGUUGUCGAGCUCUAACCAACUGAGCUACAGAGAGACAGUUGUCGAGCUCUAACCAACUGAACUACAGAGAGACAGUUGUCGAGCUCUAACCAACUGAGCUACAGAGGCCAGUUGUCGAGCUCUAACCGCAGGUUUAUGUAUUAUACUAAGGUACUGCCAUGUGUAGGUCAUGGCAGGGAUGGAUCUAGCAUGAUGUGGUGGUGGGGGGGGGUGCUCUGCCAGCUCUGGUAGUGCCGAGUUGUGUCUGUCAUGUGUGCCGCCCGCCCAUCAACUUGCUUCACUACUGUAAAGUCUUGCUUCACUACUGUAUUUGAAUUGUAAUUGUUGUUCACAGUUUGCGUAUAUCAUCAUGUUAUUACUCAAAUUACCGUAUCUCAUUUUGCCUCUAAUAAUUUUUUGUUUUAUCAUGAAAAAAUAGCACCCCCCCCCCUGCACCCCAUCUGGCCAGGGCUAGGGGGGUGCACCCCUCCCCCCCGCACCCCCAGUAAAUCCAUCCCUGGGUUAUGGAUGUCCAAUUUGAGGACCACUUGGGAAAAUCUGCUUUUGCAUGAACGGCUGAUUAUCAUAUUUUCAGAUGCGUUUCUGACGGCUUCUAAAAAUCCCUAUAAAAAACUUCACAAUGCGCUUAAUUAAGAGAGGUAUUAAUAUUUUUAUUUAGGUGAGAAGUGGACCGCCUGCUAAGCUAAGAAUUAUAAGUUUCAACGCAACACCGGUAAGUAUUUUGCGAUAUUACAAGUUGGCACUAUCAGACUUGUUACAAGGGUGUUCUAACAAGUCUGAUACAGUCAUGAUGUAACAAUAAUGUGACAAGGUUGUAACAAUAUUGUUAUAUCAUGUCUGUAUUGGUCUUGUUUGGAACAACCUUGUAACAAGUCUGAUAAUGUCAACAAGGUUGUUCCAUACAUGUUGACAACUUGGGACAAGCAGUGCGAACACAACUUGUUGACGGCUUGUUGGCAGACUUGCUACAAGACAGUGUGAGAUUUUUACGUGUUGUUUUUAUCCGUUUUACUGGGUUUUUUCCAGCAUAUCGGUGUCUUCAGCAACUGUCAGUUUCCCAAGCCAAUCGUUCUUCAGCUGUGUGAUGCAUUUGGUAAUCCAUGUCUUGAAAGUAAUAUCAAAGUCGCACUGAAUAAGGACUCGGGAUUAAAGGUUGGUUUUUAUAUGUAUUUUGCCUCACUUUAUGCCCAAAGGGCAAAGGCUCAUUUCCACUCUGAAAAUUUUUCGCAGAAAGAAAAUUUUGUAAAAUGUAAUUGGCCGACACAAAUUUUCCGUCGGAAAAAAAUUUUGAAGUUGAAAAUUUUCAACUUUUUAACAAUGAUAUUUUCGGAAAAUUUUCUGUCCGUGAAAAUUUUUCUUGAGUGAAAUGGGCCUUAAGAGUAGUUCCUUAUUUACGUAUUUCCUGAGUGUAAUUUUGUUGUGUACAUUUCAUUUAUCCUGUAGUUAAAUCCCGUACCAUCUCCUCAGAAAACUGAUGCUAAAGGACAAGUGACGUUUAGUCAUUUCGAAGUGUCGGGGCAAAGGUAUAAGAACCAGUUUACCUUGGUUCCAGAGGCUCUUUGCGAGGCGAAAGAAACGAGAGGCGAGAAGGAAGAGCCUCUGGUCACAUCGGUUGCAAAUCCCACUUCCACACUUGAUUAGGUUCAGAUUUGAAUCUCGCAUGUGAUUGGCCAUUUGUAAAAAUAUGUCAAACCGAUUUGGGAAAUAAACAUUAGAGAGGUUAAGAUACCCCGGUUUCGGUGUACGGGUACGAGUAGUGUCAUCUUGUUUUACUGAUGUCUGUAAUUCGAUCAUACUUUUUCUGUUUUCUUGCAAUAGACAAUGAUAUAAUGCGAAAGAUGUGCACCUUAAUUACGAGUAAAGGUACAGACAUCUACGAAAAUAUUGCUAAUCAAAAUCAUGCUACCCGUACACGUACACCGAAACCGGGGUAUAUUAACCUCUCUAUUACUGUAAGCUAAUUAUAGCUAUUUAUAUAUAGCUAUAAAUAUGUGAACGAUGCCAACAUACAGAAAUACACUUACUAGCUUUAAAGACACAAGAUGAAGGCAAAAUAGAAUUGUCGCCUGACGAAAUUAGUGAGAAAAUCGCCUAGCUAUUUUCCUCAAUUUCUAGGGCUACCUAUGAGGUCCGAAUUAAAGCUUUAAUUGGUAGAACUGCGAUCGACGCGGAUCCUAUAUCAGUCAGGUAGGUACAAAUGUUGUAACAAGAUUGUUGUCAAGCCGAUAUCAAGAUUAAUUGUUCGCACUGCUUGUUCCCAGUUGUUGCGACAAGUCUGGAACAAGUUGUUAUCACCUUGUUACAUGGUUGAUGACGGUAACAGACUUGCUACAAGUUGUUCCAACAAGCUGUUCGUAACAAGUUGCUACGAGCUUGUUAACAACGUGUGGACGAUAUCAGAUUUGUUGGAACAACUUAAUGCAAGUCUGUUGACCUUGAUUGAGUAUGAUUGGGCGUCCCUUGCAAACACAAUUUUUCUUUGUAUUGCAGGAUUGACGCCAAUCCCAAUAAACCUGUCAAGCUGGUGGUCGACCAAUCCAAGUUUCAAAAUAACUAUGUCGUUGGUAGCACAUUGAAAGGUUCGUAGUUCAAACGAAACAUAUCUUAUUGUUCAUUUGUACCUAGGGAAGUGAUAUCGUUCACUGGGGAAUUUAAAAUGGGGCUCCUAUAAUGUCAUGGUUUUAAAACAGCAGAAACAAUUUUGUAGCCGAAAGCACACAUCAAACACAGAAGUCCUGAACUUGAAAUUAGCAGGUCCUGUUUACUUUUACAAAAUACACUCCACUUUUCUUUUGUAGAUUUUUUUGCCCACGUGGUUGCCGAAGAUGAUCACGUGAUGAAGUGCAACACGAAGGAUUUCGUCCUGAAACUAUGGUCUGUAGAAAACAACAGUUCUUCGUCAGAACCACCCGCUAAGGUUCGUUCGAGUUUGAACUGUUUGGAGAUAAUUAACGCCUGUAUUCUAAAAUCUCACUCACACUCAAAGGCUAUGUUUACAUUGUAUCGGAUCAGUUUUUGUUUCGUUCGCGAAAAGUUACGGCCCGAGUGUAAACAGCUUCCGCCCCGCCCAUCUAUGCCGUCGUAUUUUCUUCUAUAUAUUAUUAGAAUAGUAAGUUGUUGUUUGCCAGAUUCCAUCCGUGUCGCGCAUUGAACCGAAAUUGCUCCGAUUGGUGUUUACAUUACAAUGAGAGCGUUGCAAAAACCGAUCCGAUACACCGCGCACAACUUCGAAGAGCGAACGCACCGCAACACCGGUUCGUUGCAGAAAUUGAGAAGAUAACAACAUUUCAUAUGUAAACAGAAGCCCUAUCCGGUAUGGUUUUUGCGUCGGACGCAAAGUGAUCCGAUAUACAAUGUAAACAUAGCCAAAGAGUGAAGGUUCAAUCUGAGGUCCUAUCUGAGCUUCCCUUGAGUGUCAAUGCUGUUUUUGAAUAGCAGGAGGGUUACGUCUGUAUUCUAAAAGCUCACUCACACUCAGAGAGUGGUGGUUCAAUCUGAGCUCUCCUUGAGUGUCAAUGCAGUUUUUGAAUAGCUGGAGGGUGAGUAGUCACAUAGUGACUACUAACCCUCCAGCUAUUCAAAAACAGUAAUGACACUCAAGGGAAGCUCAGAUUGAACCUCCACUCUUUGAGUGUGAGCGUGAGUGAGCUUUUACAAUACAGGCGUUUGUGUCGUAUCUUACUCUGUGACUAUACUCACCAUCCAGCUAUUCAAGAACAACAUUGACACUCGAGGGAAGCUCGGAUUGAACCUUCACUCUUUGAGUGUGAGCGUGAGUGAGCUUUUACAAUACAGGCUUACGUGUCGUUGUCGAAAUCAUGUCGGUGUCCGAUGUUGAGAUUCGAGGCAACCGCGUUACCUGCCAGUAACUGGAGCUAUUUGUAAAGGUCUUGUGCACAGGCAUGUGAGAUAUGGUGAUCUGGAAACUAAACACAAGUCAUUGUUGUAUGUUUCUGUCGGAAUUUAUGUUUAUUUGUGCACGGCCACAAUGAUAUUGAGCUCAUUGUAUUUUCGUAUAAUGAAGUAACCAUCCAAUAGGGAUAGCUGAGAUGAAACGUGCAACCACGAUGAAUAAUAUUUAAUGAAGUUGAAACAAAGGAUUUAUGCACGGUGAGGUACAGUUUAACAUUAAACAAAGGUUUUCUAUUUUGUGGCUUUGAAGUUUGCCAGGCUUUCAGACCAUCAUAUCUUGACAGACUAUGUACAGGCUAAGUCCUAUACUACUUUAUAAAAGUCAAAGUCAAAACACGUUUCUUUUCACUUUAUUUUUAGGCCAUUUCGUUCCAACCCGCGAAAAAGACCGCUGCAGAUAAGGAGAAUCAUUACUAUUUCCGGUAGGUUGGAAAUGUUUUGCAAAGAAAAAUGGCGCAAUGAAAUUUUUUGUUAGAAUAUAAUAUCUUUUUCAGAGAUAUCACGGUUCCAGAGCAUAUUGGAUCAUAUUGCUUAUUGUUGAUGUACUCGCCCGGUGGAAAUGUUAAACUCAAAUCUGAUCUUGUAAGUUCAUAGCCUGUUGUCUUACCGGAAAUAUUUACACCACAGACAUCUCAUGGGUUACUCUGGUACUGUCAAACUAACUUAACUACAGAAGGAAACCUACACUAAACCAACAUUAUUUAUACUGGAUAGUGCUAUCGGUUCUAAACUGUUCUUCCUAGAGGUCCAGUAAGGAUCAUCUCUUAUUGAUCCAGUGUUAUUAAACUCAAAUCUGAUCUUGUAAGUUCAUAGCCUGUUGUCUUACCGGAAAUAUUUACACCACAGACAUCUCAUGGGUUACUCUGGUACUGUCAAACUAACUUAAUCCUACAGAAGGAAACCUACACUAAACCAACAUUAUUUAUACUGGAUAGUGCUAUCGGUUCUAAACUGUUCUUCCUAGAGCUCCAGUAAGGAUCAUCUCUUAUUGAUCCAGUGUUAUUACAGGAGGAAACUAAACUAAACUAACUUUCUUUAUACUGGAUAGCGCUAUCAGUUCUAAACUGUUCUUCCUACAGCUCCAUAAAGGGUCAUCCAGUGUUACUACACCAGGAAAACUAAACCAACAUUGGUCAUCCCUUUUGUUCUGCUGCGAAAUCAGAAACCAUAGUUCUUUUAUCUUCCAUUGCUGUAGAUGCGUAUCUCUCUGCAACCUGGUCCUCCAGUAAAACUUGUACCAGUAGGAAGUCUUGCUACUCCAACAGUGUCCAACACUCAGAGAGCCACAAGCCGUUACCUCAUGAGAAAUACGAAAUUUUUACUCAAAGUAAGAAUAUACCAUGUUUGGUUGACAAGAAAGAUGUGAAAAUUUUCUGAUAGUAGUUUGGUUAUUUAUUAUCUUCUCUGGUGAUCUACCCCACAUUACCUACAUGCCAUACCAUACCAUACCAUACCAUACCAUACUAUACUAUAUUACUAUACUAUACCAUGCCAUACUAUACCAUAUUUACUCAAAGUAAGAAUAUACCAUGUUUGGUUGACAAGAAAGAUGUGAAAAUUUUCUGAUAGUAGUUUGGUUAUUUAUUAUCUUCUCUGGUGAUCUACCCCACAUUACCUACAUUCCAUACCAUACCAUACCAUACCAUACCAUACUAUACUAUACCAUACUAUACCAUACCAUACCAUACCAUACCAUACCAUACCAUACAAUACCAUACCACAGAGGAUGAAAAUGUGGUGGAACUGGGCCAAUUUUGUUAUCUUGCAGAAAAUUCUGGAGAUUAAACUAGAACACGUUUCAUAUUUGGUCUAUUCAGCAAGCCUAGUCUGUUACUUACCACAAAACAUUUAUGGAUCGUCACAUUGUUAUUCUUUUGCACUCUCUUUUUUAGAAUUUAAUUGGCUUAUUGACUAAUAUAUUCCCAGAAAAUUUUACAUAUUUUUAGCUGGUUCCCUGAUAGAUAAAAAUAUUUUCGCCGUAUACCAUACCAUACCACACCAUACCAUACCAUACCAUACCAUACCGUACCAUACCAUACUCCGUAAUGGCAAAAAUCCUGAGUGUUAUUGAAGAUUUUGAAGUGGUGCAGUAGUCAAAUAAUUCAAAAGGAAAGCGACAGAAAUUCGCGCAAAUAAAGCAUAAAACAUCCGAUUCGAUUGAAUUACCGCAUUGUAACAAAACAGUGAAUGCUUGCUACAUUGUAGGACCGGUACGACAACGUCACUGGCACAGAUCUGAGCGGGAAAAUCGAGAUCUGUAUCAACAAAGCACCGCAAACCAGCGAAGUUCCCAUGCUCCAAGGCAACGUUCACAAAACUGAAAUCGCGUUGGUGAAUGGCGCUGCAACAGUUCCAACCCUCUCUAUCGAGCAGAAUACGGCUGGCAAGGACGGGCAAGAAUAUGUACUCAGUUUUACCGCACAUGUCGGCGGACGGCGACAGAGUAUUCCUCCUUUUACUUUACCUUUUUUAUUUUAUAACGGUAAGACGAGAAAUGUGAGAAAUGUAUUUAUCAAACUCGUGAAGAAAAUUGAAGAGAAAUGUUUAAUAUUUCCAUUUUUGUAAAAUCGUUCUGCAAUUUGUUCAACUUGCCUUACCUUUCUUCUAGACGUUCGUAAGCAGCAACAAAGUGCCCAGUUAACAAAAGAACGAGAUCAUUUGUUUGAAACGAUCAAAGCAUACAGGUCAUUGUUUGACACCACCAGACAACUCAUUAACGAAAUGAAAGGUAUUAGAUGUUGUUAUUUAGAACCAGAAAUUUAUUUAUACUGCGUAGCUCUGUCAGUUCCAAACCGUUCUUCCUAGAGCUCCAGUAAUUAGGAUCAUCUCUUAUUGAUCCAGUGUUACUACAGGAGGAAACUUAAACAAAACUAAUUUGACACCACCAGACAACUCAUUAACGAAAUGAAAGGUAUUAGAUGUUGUUAUUUAGAACCAGAUAUUUAUUUAUACUGCGUAGCUCUGUCAGUUCCAAACCGUUCUUCCUAGAGGUCCAGUAAUGGAUCAUCUCUUAUUGAUCCAGUGUUACUACAGGAGGAAACCUAAACUAAACUAACUUUACUUAUACUGGAUAGCUUUAUCAGUUCUAAACUGUUCUUCCUAGAGGUCCAGUAAGGAUCAUCUCUUAUUGAUCCAGUGUUACUACGGGAGGAAAUCUAAACUAAACUAACUUUACUUAUACUGGAUAGCUUUAUCAGUUCUAAACUGUUCUCAUCCUUCAUUGGUUCGUUGUUUCGACAGGGAGAAACCUAAACUAAACUACCUGUAUUUAUACUAGAUUUAUAUUGAACUGUUUCCUAUUUUCUCCUGCAAAAUAAACAAACACAUUUAUUGUGUCUUCAUGUAAACGAAGUUGUAUUUAAAUGAAAGAAAAUGUUCUAUUAUCCAGUUGCUGUCCACGAGGCGAGUUUGGCAGAAACAAAACUGCGCUCAGAACUGACCAGACAAAGUGUCCCAGCACAGAAUUUACAUUCGGUAAGUACAGAACAGCUCUCGAAUCACGAGAGCUUAGAUACUAUUUGCUGCACUAUAGCACUUGUAUAGUCUAACCUGGUUUAUCCAUGUCAGCGAGAAAAUGAUAUUUAGUGCUUUUCAUCAAUCGGUUGGUGACAAAUAAAGCUGUGCUCAAACGAGGAUGAGAGUUGAGAAGCGAGAAUUUGCAUGAGAGUUUUCUCAACUCUCAUGUCCCGGUCAAACGAGAACAAGAGUUGAUUUGCUGCACUAUAGCACUUGUAUAGUCUAACCUGGUUUAUCCAUGUCAGCGAGAAAAUGAUAUUUAGUGCUUUUCAUCAAUCGGUUGGUGACAAAUAAAGCUGUGCUCAAACGAGAAUGAGAGUUGAGAAGCGAGAAUUUGCAUGAGAGUUUUCUCAACUCUCAUGCCCCGGUCAAACGAGAACAAGAGUUGCAUGAGAGUUAGUGCUUUUCAUCAAUCGGUUGGUGACAAAUAAAGCUGUGCUCAAACGAGCGAUGAGAGUUGAGAAGCGAGAAUUUGCAUGAGAGUUUUCUCAACUCUCAUGUCCCGGUCAAACGAGAACAAGAGUUGCAUGAGAGUUGAGAAGCGAGAGUUUGCAUGAGAGUUUUCUUAACUUUCAUGUCCCGGUCAAACGAGAACAAGAGUUGCAUGAGAGUUGAUGAGAUUUUGAUAUCUCUUCUUUAGACUGGAUCAGUCGAUGCGUUUAUUGGACAGUUAACCACCAAGCGGAAUACAUUACAGAAUACACCUCGGCGGCAAUGUAGUUUGAACCCAGGGCCACGCGGCGAAGCUGGAGUUCUGGGAAAGGUAAGAACCUGAUUGGGGAAGGGGGUUCUAUUUGUCUUGAAUUAUUUCCAAACCGUAUAUUCUCCCUGGAGGUACAGUUAGAGUCACUUCAGCUAAACUAAUUUUAAGUUCUAAGCUGUUCAGCCUGUUCUUCCUAUAGAGUCCCAGUAAGAGUGUUCUCUUAUUGAUCCAGUGUUACUACAGGAGGAAACCUAAACUAAACUAACUUUUUUUAUACUAGAUAGUUCUAUCAGUUCUAAACUGUUCUCCCUAGAGGCCUAGUAAGGAUCAUCUCUUAUUGAUUCAGUGUUACUACAGGAGGAAGCCUAAACUAAAGUAACUUUAUUUAUACUGGAUAGCUCUAUCAGUUCUACACUGUUCUUCCUAGAUGCCCACAGUAAGUUUCAUCUAAAAGGCCCUGUAAGAAUGAUCUCUUAUUAGUGUUACUACAUGAAGAAUGUCUGGAAGCACUCUUCUGGCAUGCGACUGAGGCAAAAUUAUAUCAGAUAAGUGGAAUGAAACCCCAAUGAUAGAAAUGAAAAUCAGAUGCAAUAACCACUAACACACAUUUUAGGUCGCACAUCUUGCGGAAGUGAUGGAGAAUGAUAUUGCAAGGGUGUUAUCGUGGCAUUUGUCUGGAGAUAUGGAUUGUGUUAUCACAUUAACCACUGAAAAGGUACUUACCAAACGAUAUAAACGAAUUUGUCUAUUGGACCGGCAACCUUAGAAAUGAUUUUCUGAUACUCUCCUCAUAUUUGUUGCAGGCGAAGAAAGUUUAUCAUGAAUCAAAAGGAACGCAACAAGUGUUGCCCCUGGAUUCUAUUUACAAACGGAGCUUACCAGAAUGGAACAAGUAUGUUAGCUCAGUUGGUUAGAACACUGCGGGCCUAUAUUUGCAUUUUUCCCAACUGUUCCUGGUUAAGUCUCAUAAAUGUAUAGAAACACGCGAUAAUUUCCAUCUACAAAACCUAUAAACUAAACACUAAACGUUCCUGCCUUUACUGCCCCCCCCCCCCGCCCAUACGGUAAGGGUAUAGAUUUUGAAGCGAGGUAAUAUGGCAACCAUUUCUCAUGUAGGCCACUACCUCAUGAAAGAUCAAGGUCAAAUAGUCAACCUGCUGGCCAUCCAAUCUACGCCAGGUCUGCACUUAUCUUUCCACAAGAACAGGAAAACUGUAAAAUUGGUAAGUCGAAGCUGGCGAAUAAACAUAGAACAGUGGUUCCGGCAUGCGCUGUUCGCGUGUUCUCAGUAUCCCUGAUCUCAUCCUGUAAUAAAACUGAAGUAAUAAGACAUGGUCCUUACAGGACCUCUGGGAAGAACAUUUUUGGAACUGAUAGAACUAUCCAGUAUAAAUAAAGUUAGUUUAGUUUAGGUUUCCUCCUGUAGUAACACUGGAUAGAACAGUGGUUCCGGCAUGCGCUGUUCGCGUGUUCUCAGUAUCCCUGAUCUCAUCCUGUAAUAAAACUGAAGUAAUAAGACAUGGUCCUUACAGGACCUCUGGGAAGAACAUUUUUGGAACUGAUAGAACUAUCCAGUAUAAAUAAAGUUAGUUUAGUUUAGGUUUCCUCCUGUAGUAACACUGGAUCAAUAAGAGAUGAUCCUUACUGGACCUCUAGGAAGAACAGUCUAGAACUGAUAGAGCUACCCAGUAUAAAGUUAGUUUAUGUUUUCUCCUGUAGUAAUACUGGACCAAUCUCAUAUUGCCCUUACUGAGCCUCUGGGGGGAAUAAUUUAGAGUUUCCCUUGUAUAAUCGACCAACCGAGAAAUCACCUGACAUAUAAACAUUUUAUUUUCAUUUUAAGUUUUUGGUAUGUUGCUUGGUGAUACAAUCAUUCUGGAUAAUCUCGACUGUGCAAACAGCUACCGUCAGGAGGUUUGUGAAUUCUCACCUAUCGCACGUCGUAGGCUAAUUCUUAACCCAUUCCGUUGCCCUUUUCAAACGUAUUUUUUAUGUGUUGUCAUCUAGGUGGUGAAAUACACGCAUUGUCCAACUAUCUUGACAAGAACUGGUGAUCGUAUUAGAAGCAAUGGUAUGUAUCAUCUCAACAGGGGUGGAAAAAAUAUUCUACUUUCUGAGAUCGCAAGAGGUUCAUUGAAAAAUUUUCUGUGAAUGAUCAAGUAAAUCGACAUUUGGACACCAUAGUCUAUCAAGAUAUGAUCAUCUGGAAACUAAAGCUACGGAUACACGGCCAAUACUUUUCUGGCGAUGGCAAUGCAAUGGUGGUAAAAUCGUUGCAUUGCCGUCGCGAGAAAGAAAUUGCUUGUGUAUCAUGCUCUGCGACGGCAAAGCAAAGCUGCGCGCAAUCGUUGCCGAAAUUUCAAAUCAUUUGAUUUUCGGCAAUGAUUGCCGAAAAUUGGGAGGUGUGGUCAAGGAAGAUCAAGGUUGAUGAAUGACACGUUUCUUGACCAGCCAAUGAAAAGCGUUAUAAAGACGUAUAUUGUAGGUGAAAUAUUGCAGGUGUAGCCACAUUGUGCGACGGCAACGCAAUGCUGUUAUCACCCAUUGCGUAACCAUCGCAGCAAAAAUAUUGCUCGUGUAUCCGAAGCUUAAACAGAAGUGUUUGCGAUAUGUUUUUGUCUGAGGUUAUAUUAAUUUGCGCACGGUCACGGUGAUUGAGCGGAUUGUAUUUUCGUAUAAUGAAGUAACCGUCCAAUAGGGAUAGCUGAGAUGAAACGUGCAACCACGAUGAAUAAUAUUUAAUGAAGUUGAGACAAAGGAUUUGUGCACGGCGAAGUACAGUUUAACAUUAAACAAAAGUUUUCUAUUCUGUGACUUUGAUGUUUGCCGGGAUCCAGACCAUCAUAUCUUGACAGACUAUGGUCAAACUGAAUAUCAUGCUAUAUUCUAAUAGAAAAAAAUUAAUUUCAGUGCACUGUGAAUCUUAAUAAUUCUAUACAUGGUAUGGACAGGAUCGUGUGAAUCCUAAUCCGGUCCGAUUUCUUUAAUAAUCUUUAUUUGUUUUGUGGAUUGUAGGUAAAUUUGGAGGUUUACAGAACAAAGCUCCAGCAAUUGAGAGACUACGUGGUGUCGUGUUUGCGGCACCCUUACCGCUCACUUAUCACACGAUAUGUACUCAACUGGGUAGGUACCAUAGAGUGACAAGUGGGGGUUAUAUACUGUAGCAGAUGUGCUACGAAUGGACCAUUUGCAUUAUAGACUAAAUUUUGAUCUAGACAAAAAUUUCAUCACAGCUUGAAAGAGCAUCACAAAAUUAGUAAUAUUCCAAAGUUUCAUUGCGAAAUGUUGUAAUGCAAAUGGUCCAUUCGUUGUACUCUGUAUAUUACACACGUAAAAACACACAAGUUGUAAUAAACCUGCAGCAGAUUUGUAGCAUUGCUGUUCCAACAACUUGUCAACAGGAUGUGUUCGCACUGCUUGUUCCCAGUUUGUUGGCAAGUGGUAAACGGCUUGUUGACAACUUGCUACAAGGUUGUUGAGCUCAACAGACUUGUUACAAAUUGUUCCAACAACUUGUUAUCGUCCUGCAAUUUAUCAAGUUGUCAACAAGUUGUGACUGUGUGUCAUAAGUUGUGACUGCAGCAGAUUUGUAGCAUUGCUGUUCCAACAACUUGUCAACAGGAUGUGUUCGCACUGCUUGUUCCCAGUUUGUUGGCAAGUGGUAAACGGCUUGUUGACAACUUGCUACAAGGUUGUUGAGCUCAACAGACUUCGGAAGAGCAAUUUAUCAAGUUGUCAACAAGUUGUGACUGUGUGUCAUAAGUUGUGACUGCAGCAGACUUGUAGCAAUGCUGUUCCAACAACUUGUCAGCAGGAUGUGUUCGCACUGCUUGUUCCCAGCUUGUUGGCAACGGCUUGUUAACAACUUGCUACAAGGUUGUCGAGCUCAACAGACUUCGUCCUGCAAUUUAUCAUGUUGUCAAGAAGUUGUGAGUGAUCGUAGCAAUUUGAUAUAAUAACAGCAUUGUUACAACUUGUUGACAAGCUUGCUACAAAUUACCUGUUGCCAAAAAUCUUGUUGACAAGUUGUGAGUGACAACCUUGUACUCUUGUAGCAACUUGAUAACAUAACAGCAUUGUUACAACUUGUUGACAAGCUUGCUACAAGCCUGUUUUUUACUUGUGUAGUAGAUGAUAUAAUUAGGAUAUCCCAGAAGUGGGCAGUCAAGGAGCACUUCGGUACAGUCCAUCGCGAAAUAAACCUAAUAUCCGUGAAUGCUCUCUUUUUCUUAGAACAAUUUAAAGCGUUUAAACAAGCCAUGAUCAAACACUCCCAGGCUCAGGAUGAUUACAAGGUACCGUCAUUUAUAUCACGACACGAUCAACGACGAUGAGAGUUUUUAAAUAAAUUGUGCACUCUCGUUUGAGCGCCAACUCUCAUCGACUCAUGAACUUUGAGAUUCAAAUUUUGAUGAAACACACUUUAUUAUUUGCAAACUCUCGCUUGCCAACUCUUAUUCUUGUUUGACCAGGGAGUAGUAUUCUACUAAAACGCGCAGUAGUUUGUGUCUGCGUAGUUCGAAGUCCCUACCAAAGGCCCUCUAAAAGACCAAUUUCCACUCGAAAAAUUCUCAGCAGAAAGAAAAAUUUGUAAAAUUUGAUUUGACCAACACGGAAAAAAAUUUUUAAGUUGAAAAUUUUCAACUUUUAAUGAUAUUUUCGGGAAAUUUUCUGUACGUGGAAAUUUUUCUUGGUGGAAUGGGCCUCUCGUCACGAUUACUACCCAUGCACCCUGUAAUAUGUGGGCAAAAUAAACAACCCGUCGUGUUUCAAACAGACUAAGAACGAUUAUAUGCAUCAUGUCGAUCAUAUUUACGUAUCUUUGCGUUCAGUUGGUGCUGAGGCGUUCGGAUUCUGGCAGUGCGUUGUUUCAGUGGUUUUGGGUUUUUGGGACACCCUGUACAGUAUACUGUGAAUUAAAAGGUUUAUGUUAGGAAGAGGAGGGGCACCAUGCAAUGGACUUUACGUCCAGUUUGUGCCUUGUCCGUUUGAGUACAGCUCUUUAAUUGUAUGUUAGAUGAAUAUUUGUUGAAUUAAUUUGUACUCAAUAAAGUUUAACAAACAAACGACAUACCUCCAUCCAGGUUCAGUUGGAUCAAAUGCAAACUCCCGAGAUGCAAAGCAAGCAUCAGGAAUGUCGCCAGGCCGAGAUCAAAUUACGUGACAUAGAGGAACGCCUUGGCAUGACGCCCGCACAAUACGACAUGCCCGCCAGUCCAGCUACCAUGUUGAAGUCAGCGUUGGGAAGUACGUCAUCGAGAGGGUCACGUACCUCAAAGUCCCCGGGAACAAGAUCCACUCCAAUAGGGCGACCAGCGGCUGACCCAAGAGCAUCGUCGUCAAGGGGGAGCACCGCUGGUCAACAACGUGUUGUGAAUGGAGGCGCAAGCACCCCGACUCGAACUCGACGAAGUACGACAGCUCCCGACUCGUAUGCCUCGCCAAGCAAGCGACCCAGACGAAGUUAAUCAGAAAUUGGAAGACAAACAAGUUUUCACUAAAUCAGCCAUGAGCGGCUAGCGUUGUUUAAGAUGUUUGCAUAUCUGUGAUGCUGAGACUCGCCGCCUACAAGUAGCCUAUUCAAGUUUGCUUCGAGUUUCUCGUUCUGGUACAUUGGUUUCGGGUUGUUCUACGGAAAGGUUAGCAUAAAGCCGUGGCAAAGCUAACCAGGGCAGCUGGUCGUGCCAUAUGCAAAUUUUUAAAUAUUUGUAUUUUUGAAACCUAUUGUCUUUAAACUAUUUUGGUGCAGGUGUAUAAGCAUAGCAUGACCAGUUGCCAUGACUAGUUUCGCUACUGGCAUAAAUCCUGGUUUCUGUUUGGUUGUCAUGGUACCAAGACCCUUACUGUGAUCACAGAAACUUUGAUAGUGUAAACCAUAGUCUAUAGGGCCAAAAAAAUAUGUGGGUUUCCGGUUUCCCGACCCUACCUAGCUUUUGGACGUCGAAAUCCCGACCCUAAACUUUUUUAUUGGAUCAUGCUUGUAAGUGUUUCCACUUAGAGGAAAAAGUUUGUGGAAAAUUGAAAUUUGAGGCAAUAUUAGGGAAAUUUAUCUUUGGAUGUGGACGCACUGACUAAACAAAAUGGCGUACGCUUGUUAGGAAAAAUAAAAAAAAAGUUUAAAAAAAAGAAGUUAAAACCGACCUACCCUACCUACGUUUUUAUAAGAAGAAACCGGAAACCCACAUAUAUUUUUUUUUUGGCCUAGGCUGAUUUCCACUGUUGCGUUUUUCGUACGCACGUACACGCACGUAAAACUUUGAAUCCUUCUAUUUUUGAAAUAUUUUACAAAUACGUUAACAAAUGCAUACUAAAACUUGCGGAACACUAAAUUCUGUUGCUUUAUUUAUUCGGUUAUUUCAUAAGUAACAUUUAAACGGAUUUAAAGUUUUACGUGCGUAUACGUACGUAUGAAAAACGCAACAGUGGAAAUCAGCGUUAUCGAAGGGAAGAUGGCUGUGAAAUAACUCAUUAUCUAUGUUGGACAACGUUUAUUCAUAAUCUGGUCCUUCACCGUCACGUGUGUAUUGUAUUUUUGCCAAAUCCACCAAUAGCAAUUUCCCCUAUUGUUCGAGUCACAAUUCUAUUUCAGAACCAUCCUCAGAGAUACGAAAAACUAGUUUCAUAUUAAUCUGACAUUGCAAUCGAGCAACGAAAAAUUCGUUGGAUUGAUACUGCUCGAUUGCAGUGUCAGAUUAAUAUGAAACUAGUUUUUCGUAUCUCUGAGGAUGGUUCUGAAAUAGAAUUGAAACACUGCGCGCCCUCUAAGACAAGCGUUAAGUCGUUACGAAAAUAUUUCGUGCACUUAAAGGCUGAUUUCCACUGUCGCGUUUUUCAUACGUACGUAUAUACGCACGUAAAACUUUGAAUCCUUCUAUUUUUUAAAUAUUUUACAAAUAAGUUAAAAAAUGCAUGCUAAAACUUGCGGAACACUAAAUUCUGUUAUUUUAUUUAGUUGGUUAUUUCAUAAGUAACAUUUAAAUGGAUUAAAAGUUUUACGUACAUGUAAUGAAAUUACAUGCAAUGAAAAAUUCAUUACAUGUAAUGAAAAACGCAACAGUGGAAAUCAGCCUUAAAUUGGAUAAGACUCGCUACGAAUCCCUGUUGACUCGAUAGCUCAAUAGGUAGAGCGGCGGUCUAGGUACCCGAAGAUGCGAGUUCAAAUCCCGCUCGAGCCAACUAAUUUGUCGUUGCUCGAUUGCAGUGUCAGAUUAAUAUGAAACUAACAGAUAGGUAACUUUAGGUAGGUAAUAUGAAACUAACAGAUAGGUAACUUUUAACAGAUAGGUAACUUUCCUAAAACAUUGCUAUUGGUUAGUUGGGCAAAAAUACAAUACACACGUGACGGUGAAAGGACCAGAUUUAUGAAUAAACGUUGACUAACAUAAAUAACGAGUUAUAUUGUUAUUCUAAUGAGUUUCACAGCCAUCUUCCCUUCGAUAGGCUAUGUGUGAACUAAGCUUUAUUCACGUUUACAAUAAACUCGCGCUUGCCAACUCUCAUUCCGCCAACUUCACAGGGUCGUAACAGUUACGGCUGAAUAGAAACCACGUUUACAUUAGGAGAGUUUUUAAACUGUAUUUAUUGUAGAAAUAGUUGAACAUUUUAGCAUCGCAUACAUAUAGUAUUUAAUGCAUACCGCUGCUUUGCUGCAUUGACAGUUUUUAACAUACAUGUAUCCAAUUGUAUGUAUAUAGCAUUCUAUUAUGUUUGAUGACGCUUUCAGAUAAAACACUGUCUAUCAGUGCAUUCAUUCUGUGCACUAGUGUGCAGUACCAUCUAAAAAAUCUGCUUGACCACACAGUUUGUGUUUUUAAAAUAAUGAUUAACUUCUAUUGUUUGCGAGCUCUUGAAAAGAUUUCAUUUGUUUGUGAGCUCAUGAGAAAUACUCAAGAAUGCUUUAUAGUUAAAAACCAUGUUAAAUAUCUUUAUUUGUAAAAACUGCACAGAUGGUGAUGGACAAUGUUUCUUAUCUGGAAUUGUUAAUCCUUUGUUCAUGUUUUGUUGGAUUCUGUUGAAAAUACCACAUACUAUUUAAAAACAGUUCUUGUUGAGUCAUUUGGGUUGAAUCAUCAUCAGGUAUCCUUGUUCAGUCCAUAUUUUUCUCUCAUCUUCAUAAGCUCUUGUUUCUUCUUUUCCUUGUCCAAUUGUUUAUGCAUCU
Paramuricea clavata is the source of this 18167-nucleotide messenger RNA. Lineage: Eukaryota; Metazoa; Cnidaria; Anthozoa; Malacalcyonacea; Plexauridae. The record is from the annotation of a GenBank genome assembly.